Oncorhynchus tshawytscha (Chinook salmon) is the source of this 1029-nucleotide messenger RNA. RefSeq names its product cysteinyl leukotriene receptor 2. The record is from RefSeq and is a predicted model, not a curated record. Gene Ontology annotation, biological process: G protein-coupled receptor signaling pathway. Gene Ontology annotation, molecular function: G protein-coupled receptor activity. The transcript has a single exon. Gene Ontology annotation, cellular component: plasma membrane. Bases 1 to 1029 code for a protein of 342 amino acids. NCBI's taxonomy places the organism in Eukaryota, Metazoa, Chordata, Actinopteri, Salmoniformes, Salmonidae.
AUGAGUUUGGAAUCAGAGGUGAGGAAUCUGACGUGCGAUUGUCCCAUUGACAGCUUCAAGCGCACCGUGUUUCCUGCUGCAUACCUGCUCUUCUUCUUCUUGGGCCUGAUAGCCAACAGUGCCUCCCUCUGGGUCUUUCUGAGCAUGUACAGGAGGAAGAGGAGUAUCACCACAGUCAACCUGUACAUGUUGAACCUGCUGUUGUCAGACCUCAUGCUGGUGUGCUCACUGCCACUCAGGGCAGCAUACUACCUGCUGGACUCCCAUUGGCCGUUUGGGGACAUCACCUGCCGCCUGGUCUCCUACGUAUUCUAUAUCAACAUGUAUGGCUCUGUCUACUUCCUGCUGGCCCUGAGUGUCCUCCGUUACCUGGCCGUAUCGCGCCCCUAUACGUUCAUGAAUCUGGAGGGGGGAUCCUGUGGUUGGGGAGGGUGUCUACUCAUCUGGAUCUUUGUGUCCCUGGCCUCCGCACCCCUACUGAGUUCUGGGACUGUCCAGGAGGGGGAAGAGCGGACCCGCUGUCUGGAAUUGGGCAGCAGCCUUGGCACCAUCAUCGUCCUGAACCGUGCUGCCCUGGUGGUUGGCUUCACCCUGCCCUUCACUGUCAUCUCUGUCUGCUACGCGUGUGUUCUGCUCAGCUUGAGGCAGUGUAGGGCUGGGGUGGAGGGGAUGAAGAGGCCCUCCAGGAGGAAGUCUUGUGCCCUCGUUAUCCUCGGUCUCGGCAUCUUCAUGAUCUGCUUCUUGCCCUAUCAUGUAGUACGAACCUUCUUCCUGGCAGCAGAGCGGAAUGCUCAGCUAAAUGGUUGUGUGGAUUCUUGCAGCUAUCUCCAAGGGAUUCGGAAGGCCGCCGUGGUAACGCUCUGUCUUGCAGCAGGGAACAGCUGCCUGGACCCCUUCCUUUUCUUCUUUGUGGGAGAAAACUUCAGAGAUUUCUGUAUGAAAAAUGGUAGGAGACAGAGGAGAGUUGUUAACAACACAGAGAGGCAGAGGCUUCAAGUGCUGCAGCCCAUUGAAUUAACAGUAAAUUGA